This is a messenger RNA of Drosophila busckii, 2873 nucleotides long. It is a transcript of the gene mxt, whose product is annotated as eukaryotic translation initiation factor 4E-binding protein Mextli. NCBI's taxonomy places the organism in Eukaryota, Metazoa, Arthropoda, Insecta, Diptera, Drosophilidae. Gene Ontology annotation, molecular function: RNA binding; eukaryotic initiation factor 4E binding; translation initiation factor activity. Bases 282 to 2213 code for a protein of 643 amino acids. Gene Ontology annotation, biological process: regulation of formation of translation initiation ternary complex; positive regulation of translation. The transcript is spliced from 9 exons. The record is from RefSeq and is a predicted model, not a curated record. Gene Ontology annotation, cellular component: cytoplasm; RNA cap binding complex.
CGAUAACUUGGCUGCAAUAUACUACAUACGAAACGACAACUCUACCUGACAGACGAAGAGAUUUUGGGGGAGGUGCAAAAACGCUUCUACGACUUCUUACACACAGAAACAUACAUACAUAUACAUAUAUACUUUCGUAGCUACAUUAAAACGAACGAAUAUAAAAACCAAGAAGAUACAGAUAACAAAACAGAACUUCUCAAAAGCCACACACACACCGAAACGCAAGGCAAACGCUUUUCACGUUAAUAGCAGCUGCAACGCUGAAUCAAAGCGAUAUUAUGGCACACACACAUCUCGGCAGAGCGGUGAAAAAUAUCGAGGCGCCGCGUCCGCUCAAGACACAGUCACGUUCAUCGCUGAAGAGCAGCUAUCUGGUGAUCGAGGAGCUAAUACAGCUGAUUGAUAAUGUAACCGUGGGUCUGCAGGCCUGUAAUACGACCACGGAGUCGAUUACAUUGUUGCUGCAUAACUUGCGUGUGCAUGGACCGCAGCUGGAGGCAUUAUCAAAGGAUACGCUGGAUCGUGCAUUCGUUGUGUUUCGCAACGCUUCGCAGGACGAACGUCUUAACAUAAUGACACGACUCAAGCUGCUCGAGCUUAUUGAACUCCGCGCCAAUAGCUGGGAGGACAAAGACACAAUCGCUUACUACAAGACCAAGCAGCAGGUGUCCAAUGUUGAGCUGCCAACUGAGCCUUAUCAACACGAUGCUGCUGGCAAUCAGCAAGCCUAUCUCAGCACCUCCCCCACAUUUGGUGUUAGCGCUGCGGCCGCUGCUGCUGCCGCUUUUAAUGCGGCCAGUGCCGUUGCUGCGGCACAAGCUGCAGCCAUUGCAGCUGUCGGUUCCCCAAAUCAGCAGCAUCUGCUAUUGCCGCCCGGUGAGGUUAUACGCAACUCUGGCAAGUUUCCCAAGCCAACAAAGAUUCCUGGCAAGACUUACUGCAAGGACGAGGUGGUUAUACGCAAUGCUGAUUCGGGAAAGGUCAUGGGCAUUAAGGGCCGACGUGUGCACAUGAUCGAAGAACUUAGUGAAACUAUUAUAUCCUUUCAAAGAGUUAAUCCUGGGGCCAAGGAACGUUUGGUGCAGAUUACCGGACCGGCUGAAGACAAGAUUAAUUAUGCCAAGCAACUUAUGGAGGACACCAUUCGUCGUAAUGCAUCACCAGUGCGUUUGGAGCCUGCUCCCUCGGCUGGUGGCGCUGGCGGUUCCUGUUCGUCGCUGAACUCGUCGAACUCGGAUGAUGCUACCGUGCAGCCGCGCACACCUGGUGCCAACAGCAGCUUGGCCAAUCGUCUGAGCUUUAAUUCAGCACAGAAUUUUAUGACUGCUACAGCGGCGGCGCAACAAAUGUCGCAGCAUCAUCAACAGCCGCAGCAACAUCAUCAUCAUCAUCAGCAGCAGAUUGUCAAUGCGGCAACAGCUGCUGCCGGUAAAGUUAUGCGACCCAAUCAACAGCUGCUUAUGCAUUCAUUUUCCACAAAUGAUGCUUCCGUAGGUGAAUAUAAGUUCACGGUGAAUGUGGGCCAACACCUCAUCAAGAUCACCGGUGAUUGCUGUGAGCUAGUGCGCGUGGCCAAGCUGGUCUUGGACGACUACUUUAGCAGCUCGGAAUUCUUGGCUUCCAUGGAGGCAGGCGCCGCGUUUGAUGGGACAUCGCUGGUCAGCCCAGUUACCACGCCUUCAACUCCACUGCCAGGUGCUGGGCCGCCACAGUUCAUGAUGGGUAACGCUUUGCCGCUGACAGUGGCCGACAGCGGAAUUGGACUGAAUUAUGCAGCUGGACAGGGCAAUAACAAUGGUGAUGGUGAUGAUGAGGUGUUUGCUGAGUCAACAGCCGGCAAUGGUAGCACCAGUCAGAAUGGAUUAGCCCGCUCGCGUCGCAGUCACUUUUCGCGUAAGGAGUCUACGCCGGAGACAAAGGCAGCACGCGAAAAAUUCGAGGAAGAAAACACUGAUAAUCCGCUAAAGACUAACAACUCACGCAUCUCGUACGAUAUUGAGCAUUUGAUGUACUACUCGAAGAGUCCUCAUGCUUGGGCGCUGCCCACAGCCUGGCCAAAAAUGAAGGAAGUGGCACCAUCGAUUCUACGCAACAAGGAUCUACAAGAUGAGAGCCAGCGUUUCGAUGGUGAAAUAUAUCUAGCUAGCCUAAAGAGUGCAGAUAAACGAAAUAUUGUCGCCGCCGACGAAACUGAGAAUGUGGAUGAAUAACAGCAGAUCCGGGCAGAUAUACAUGCAUACUAUAUAUAGCAUUAAAAUCAAAAUGAACGAUAUUUAGUUAUUUCAUAAUUUGACCAUAGCUAUUUUUUAUGUAUAUGUGUUUACCCACGUGUGUAUGUGUUUCUGGUGAGUGUGCGUAAGUCUGAACUAUAGAGACGUCGCACUUAAACAGCCUGCAACACAGUUACACGAACUUUUCUAACUGUUUUUGUCGUACUUUCUUUAAGCUUUAUGAUUAUAAAACGACCAAAAAACCUAAAGAAAUUUUAAAUUAAUGAAUCGUAUAACUACGAAACUUUGCACGGAAUUCAAAGUGUCCAAGCGUUCAACACUUUAACGAUGCUCUUAGUUAAGUUUCAGUAACGAUCAAUUUCUAUCUAAUCUACUCUAAUAUUAUAAUCAAAAUGCAGCUCGAAAAACUUAAGCAACUACACGAACUUUAAACGCAAAAAAAGGGAAUGAAUGGAAAUGCAUUUUUAUUAAAUAGAAAGCGAAAUUAUAAUUUUGUAUUUGCAACUUGACAUUUUUCAAUCAACCAGCACUUUGAAUUUGCUCAUUAGUUUGAUUUUUCAUACAUUUUGUUUUAUGUUUAUGUAUUCUUUCUCUAGUCCAAUGCGUUAUGGAAAUUUUUCUACAUUUAACAACGUUAAC